This is a messenger RNA of Pediculus humanus corporis (human body louse), 912 nucleotides long. RefSeq lists its product as uncharacterized. Bases 1 to 912 code for a protein of 303 amino acids. The transcript is spliced from 3 exons. The record is from RefSeq and is a predicted model, not a curated record. NCBI's taxonomy places the organism in Eukaryota, Metazoa, Arthropoda, Insecta, Psocodea, Pediculidae.
AUGUUGAGGCCGUCUCGCCAUCCCUAUCAGGCGACAACAUUGCCUCAACCUUAUCUGCACGUCCGAAAUCCUUGGGGAGACAAACCGGAAUCAUCGACCAACAGUUCUUGUGGAAGUCGAAGUGGUCGAACGCGAAAUACAUUAUCCCAGCCUUCGGAAUGGCUUCUCCCAAGAAACCAAAUAAUGUCACAUCAGGGUCCGUUGUUAAAUCAACACGUACAACCCGUUAUAAUUUCGUCACAAAGUGCCGGAACGGCUAUGAGCACAGGCCAGGAAAGCUCGGGAGGAGAUUCCUCGACAGGAGGAAUGGGAAGUUGCGGAGGGCAGUGCAUAGCCUGCGAAACAUUUUGUUACUACUUCCUACAGGUAAUAUUCAUAGCAGGAAUAUUGACAGGGAUAGCUUUGACAAUCGCCGGUAGUGUACUUCACGGUAAUCAAAAAGAAGGAGAUUUAGUGGUUCUCAUGUACAUCGGAGUGUUGCUCGUGUUAGUUUGUAUUCUCUUAUUAUCCGUACAUUGUUGCGUCAGGCGUAACGUUAAGGAAAGGAAACGUGCUCUGAGAUUGUCGUUGAUGGACGGUUCUCGACGAAUCGUACAUCCAGGAGGAGGAGGAGGUGAUUUCACGUCGAUACCCGUACACGAUUUCACACCGGAUCCCCAUUAUCGUAAUUCCUAUUUGGAAACCAAUUUAAACGAUAUCGAAGGACCGGAAAAUGCAAGACCUUUUUUAAACGUGAUGACAAAUCCGAGCUAUCAUCAUUAUCAACAUCGUCAGAAUACUUUGAGUCGAACCGGUGGAGGUUUGAAAAUGAAUUCUUGCGAUCCAAGAUUGUCUUCGGAAAUGUCGGAGCGUCACGUUUACGAUUGGGGAAGAAAUCAUCACGUGACGGGAGUACAUAGGCCGUAUAGAUAA